CUUUCCUCGCUCAAGAUGGCGCUGCUCGCGAUACGUUCGUGGCGCUGGGGAGCUGCGGCGGCUGCUUUCGAAAAGCGCCGGCACACCGCGAUUCUAAUCCGGCCUUUAGUCUCUGUCCGCGACCCAGGUCCGCAGUGGAGGUCACGUCAUCUCGGCGCCUCUGGAACCGUCCGAAUCUCCCAGAUCCCAGAGUCCUUAAGACAUACCACAUGGCAGAGACUGGGGAAAGGCAAUUCAAGACAGUUAUUAGAUGCCACAAGGGCUCUCCAGGCAUGGCCGCUGAUAGAAAGGAGGACAUGUUGGCAUGGUCAUGCAGGAGGAGGACUCCACACUGACCCGAAAGAAGGGUUAAAAGAUGUUGAUACUCGGAAAAUCAUAAAAGCAAUGCUUUCUUAUGUGUGGCCCAAAGACAGGCCAGAUCUACGAGCUAGGGUUGCCAUUUCCCUGGGAUUUUUGGGUGGCGCAAAGGCCAUGAAUAUUGUGGUUCCCUUCAUGUUUAAAUAUGCUGUAGACAGCCUCAACCAGAUGUCAGGAAACAUGCUGAACCUGAGUGAUGCACCAAAUACAGUUGCAGCCAUGGCAACGGCAGUUCUGAUUGGCUAUGGUGUAUCAAGAGCUGGAGCUGCCUUUUUUAAUGAAGUUCGAAAUGCAGUGUUUGGCAAGGUAGCCCAAAAUUCAAUCCGAAGAAUAGCCAAAAAUGUCUUUCUCCAUCUUCAUAACCUGGAUCUGGCUUUCCACCUGAGCAGACAGACAGGAGCUUUAUCAAAGGCUAUUGACAGAGGGACAAGGGGUAUCAGUUUUGUCCUGAGUGCUUUAGUAUUUAAUCUUCUUCCCAUCAUGUUUGAGGUGACUCUUGUCAGUGGUGUUUUGUAUUACAGAUGUGGUGCCCAGUUUGCAUUGGUGACUCUUGGGACACUUGGUGCGUACACAGCAUUCACAGUUGCCGUCACACGGUGGAGAACUAGAUUUAGAAUAGAAAUGAACAAAGCGGAUAAUGAUGCAGGUAAUGCUGCCAUAGACUCGCUGCUGAAUUAUGAAACUGUGAAGUAUUUUAAUAAUGAAAACUAUGAAGCACAAAGAUAUGAUGGAUUUUUGAAGACAUAUGAGACUGCUUCAUUGAAAAGUACCUCUACUCUGGCUAUGCUGAACUUCGGUCAAAGUGCUAUUUUCAGUGUUGGUUUAACAGCUAUAAUGGUGCUUGCCAGUCAGGGAAUUGUGGCAGGUACCCUUACUGUUGGAGAUCUAGUAAUGGUGAAUGGACUGCUUUUUCAGCUUUCAUUACCCCUUAACUUUCUGGGAACUGUAUAUAGAGAAACUAGACAAGCACUCAUAGAUAUGAACACCUUGUUUACUCUACUCAAGGUAGACACCCGAAUUAAAGACAAAGCGAUGGUAUCUCCCCUUCAGAUCACACCACAGACAGCUACGGUGGCCUUUGAUAAUGUGCAUUUUGAAUACAUUGAGGGGCAGAAAGUCCUUAGUGGAAUAUCUUUUGAAGUCCCUGCAGGAAAGAAAGUGGCCAUUGUAGGAGGUAGUGGGUCAGGGAAAAGCACAAUAGUGAGGCUGUUGUUUCGCUUCUACGAGCCUCAAAAGGGUAACAUUUACCUUGCUGGUCAAAAUAUACAAGAUGUGAGUCUGGAAAGCCUUCGGAAGGCAGUGGGAGUGGUACCUCAGGAUGCUGUCCUCUUCCAUAAUACCAUUUACUACAACCUCUUAUAUGGAAACAUCAAUGCUUCACCUGAGGAAGUAUAUGAAGUGGCAAAAUUAGCUGGACUCCAUGAUGCAAUUCUUCGAAUGCCACAUGGAUAUGACACCCAAGUAGGGGAACGAGGGCUCAAGCUUUCAGGAGGAGAAAAGCAAAGAGUAGCAAUUGCAAGAGCCAUUUUGAAGGACCCCCCAGUCAUUCUCUAUGAUGAAGCCACUUCAUCAUUAGAUUCAAUUACUGAAGAGACUAUUCUUGGUGCCAUGAGGGAUGCGGUCAAACACAGAACUUCUAUUUUCAUUGCACACAGAUUAUCAACAGUGGUUGAUGCAGAUGAAAUCAUUGUCUUGGACCAGGGUAAGAUAGCUGAACGUGGUACCCACCAGGGUUUGCUUGCUAACUCUGGCAGUAUCUAUUCAGAAAUGUGGCAUACACAGAGCAGCCGUGUGCAGAACCAUGUUUAUCCCAAAUGGGAUGCAAAGAAAGAAAAUGUGUCCAAAGAGGAGGAAAGGAAGAAACUACAAGAAGAAAUUGUUAACAGUGUGAAGGGCUGUGGAAACUGUUCCUGCUAAGUCACAUGAGACAUUUUUUUCCUUUCUUUUUUUUUUUUUUGACUACACAUUUGCACUGAAGCAGAAUUGUUUUAUUAAAAGAAAAUCAUACAUUCCCAUUUUCUACAAUCCUUCUUUUAGAUAAGAUUUAUUUGAAAGGGGAUUUGAAUUUUACAUCUUUCACAAUCUCUUUAAUGUAUCUAUAUUUAUCCCCAAAUUAUUUUCUUGUUACUGCCUUAGCUGUGCUCAAAGCAUAAUUUUUGUUACUAUUUUGACUUUACUCCAUUUCCAUUUUUGAAGCCUGAUAGCCAUUUGAUAUCCAUAACCAAAUGAAUCAGAUUGGUUUCCAAAUUUUUGUAGUUUUUAAAAACUCCCUUAUGCUGACAAUUUAGAUGGAAAGUGUCUGUUUCUUAAAAUUAAGAAAAAAGAAAGAAAAGAAGACAGUGUAGGUUCAUUGUUUCUCCUCUCCACCCCCCCAUUGAAAUAAUUCAAUGAUAAAUACGUAUACUUACAUUUUUAAAAGUAUUUGCCACUAUAUACCUUUUGGAGGAAAAACCUUAAUUCUCAUGUUGGUAUGUAGAAUGUUCUUCAUCACUAACCAACAUUAUAACUAUUUUCUAGUGGUGGGAAUUUUAUUUUUCCACCAAAAUGAUGUAUUGCUUUUGUUUUGGACCAAAAUUUAUAUAUUUCUUUUUAAAGACUUAAAAACCCUGAUAUAAUUUGAAAGUUGCCAUAUUGGAAGUGAUCUAAAAAGCUUAGGGAGUUAAUUGCCUUUUCUAUUUCCAUCUUAAAUGCACUGUUUUUACUAUCUGAAGUUAUACAAGGAAACAACUAAAUGGGAUGUGUUCAUGCACAUGCUCACACAUAUGUAUAAGGGAACAUCCAAUGCAUUGUUAGUGACCUUUAGGUAAAUAGGAGAGGAUUACGUUAUGUAUACUCUUUAAAUGAUUAGGACUCUAAUCUGUGUUGACACUUCAGAAUUACUUUAUUACAAGUUCUUCCCUUCUUUUUUCAGUAAUUUAAUGAGUUCCUUUAAGCUUGACAUAACGAGGAUGAGCCCAAACAAAAUAAUCAAGUUUUGCCUGCUAGAAAUAAUAAAAUGUUGGUAUGUGUUCA
This is a messenger RNA of Diceros bicornis minor, 3369 nucleotides long. It is a transcript of the gene ABCB7, whose product is annotated as ATP binding cassette subfamily B member 7. Gene Ontology annotation, biological process: transmembrane transport; intracellular iron ion homeostasis. NCBI's taxonomy places the organism in Eukaryota, Metazoa, Chordata, Mammalia, Perissodactyla, Rhinocerotidae. The record is from RefSeq and is a predicted model, not a curated record. Gene Ontology annotation, molecular function: ATP binding; ATP hydrolysis activity; ABC-type transporter activity. Gene Ontology annotation, cellular component: mitochondrial inner membrane. The coding region runs from base 16 to 2274 and encodes 752 amino acids. The transcript is spliced from 16 exons.